Messenger RNA from Caenorhabditis briggsae, 1377 nucleotides. Gene Ontology annotation, biological process: multicellular organism development; cell surface receptor protein tyrosine kinase signaling pathway; positive regulation of kinase activity. Bases 1 to 1377 code for a protein of 458 amino acids. Gene Ontology annotation, cellular component: signaling receptor complex. Gene Ontology annotation, molecular function: ATP binding; transmembrane receptor protein tyrosine kinase activity. NCBI's taxonomy places the organism in Eukaryota, Metazoa, Nematoda, Chromadorea, Rhabditida, Rhabditidae. The transcript has 8 exons. The record is from RefSeq and is a predicted model, not a curated record.
AUGAUUCUUUUAUUUCUACUUAUCUUCAUUCAUAUUUCCAGGUACUUUUCUGAAGGAUCCCCACUUCCUGUUACCCGAUCAUCUGCUCUGCAAAGAGUUGUAAGAGCAGCUCGAGAAAUAAAAAUACCAAGAAACAUCCAACGCAUUAUCGAUAGGAACUAUUUUCUAGUGUUCUUUAUUUAUGGUAUUCUUGUUCUCAUGUUUGCAUUCGGCUUUUUGAUUUGGAGAAGAUGCGGAACAAGAUCACCAAGAACCCAAAGAAGAACCAGAGCCCGUCAUAACAAUUACAUCAAAUUAAGACCUACUCGGAAGAGAGAAUUGGUUUCAUUGCUGAAUGCCGAUGAGCUGGGUUACGAUGAAAACUAUGAGGUGGACCCACGGCAUCUGGAAAUGGGAAGGAAGCUUGGAGAAGGACAGUAUGGAUUUGUGAACCAGGCAAGACUGAAGAACCGAAUCGAUGUUGCUGUGAAAAGAGCUCGUUUGUCAUAUGAUCCGGAACAGCAAAAAAUGAUAAUUGAUGAAAUCAAAAUUAUGUGCGCCAUCAAAUGUCAUCCGAAUGUUUUAGCUCUGGUUGGAGCAGUGACUUCUAAGAAUUCAAACGGAGCUUUGAUUAUCACUGAAUACGCUGAAAAUGGUUCUCUGUUGGAUUAUCUGAGAAAGAUCAAAAGCCAAUCAAUUUUUUCGGAUCUUCUGGUUUAUCAAGGAGUGCCACCACAAAAAACCGGAACAUAUAGAAAAGGGGCAGGGUUGAGCACAAAUUUGAAUUUCAUCUCCACUGCUGAUCUGAUAUCAUUUGUAUAUCAGAUAGCAAACGGUAUGGUGUACUUGGCAAGUAUACCGUGUGUUCAUCGAGAUUUGGCACUUCGAAAUGUGUUCCUCAUGGGUGAUGGAACAAUUCGAAUUGGAGAUUUCGGAUUGACCAGAAGACAUGAAAAUUCUGAUUACUAUAGUUUAAAAAUUUCUUUUAGAAUCAAUAACGGUGAUAUUAAACUACCAGUCCUCUGGAUGGCUCCAGAAUGCUUCCACACUCACAAAUUCACUGAAAAGACGGAUAUCUGGUCAUUCGGAGUUUCCCUUUUUGAAAUAUUUACAUUGGGUGAUAAACCAUAUGCAGGGGUCAGUGAUGUUUCAGUAUUCCUCAAGAAUAAUAGACUGGAAGAGCCCCAAUAUUGCAAUAAGAAAAUCUACGAUUUCAUGAAUCUCUGCUGGGUAGCCGAUCCGCUGUUCAGACCAAAUUUCAAAAUGUGCGCUGAUUUUUUCAAGGAGCACUUGAAGAUUCUUUGCGAUCAAGACUAUACUCGAUUAGAUGACAAAUUGAAUUUGAUUUUUGAAAAAAGAUGGGAAACAGAAUGUUGGAUUCGUCGGGAGAGUGAAUGA